AUGUCAUCAAGGAGCAAGUCGACCAAGCUGGUUGGGAAGAUAACGAAUCUGCCGAGGAAACACAAACUGACAAUUAGUGAUCCAGAAGCAAAACAGCAACUGCGUGAUGAUUAUGACCAGUAUCGACAAAAAGCAAAGGCUAAGGGGGGCCGCGGCGUGAAACGAUACAAUGAGGCAACAAAGCGUAAACUGCAAAACAAACAGCAGCUUUGA
Molecule: messenger RNA, 213 nt
Organism: Acanthoscelides obtectus
Lineage: Eukaryota; Metazoa; Arthropoda; Insecta; Coleoptera; Chrysomelidae
Source: the annotation of a GenBank genome assembly